Molecule: messenger RNA, 621 nt
Organism: Punctularia strigosozonata HHB-11173 SS5
Lineage: Eukaryota; Fungi; Basidiomycota; Agaricomycetes; Corticiales; Punctulariaceae
Product: guanyl-specific ribonuclease C2
Exons: 4
Coding region: 23-421 (132 amino acids)
Molecular function (GO): RNA binding; RNA nuclease activity
Source: RefSeq, a predicted model, not a curated record
GCUGUAGGACGCACGGCCAGCCAUGUUCAAGACGAUCAUCGCCAUUUUGGCCGUCGUUGGCAGUAUUGCCGCCCUGCCCGGACGCCGGGCGCUUCCAUCCGGAACCGUGACCUGCGGGAGCAACAGAUACUCCGUGAGCCAGGUGGUGAACGCCGUCGACCAAGGAUUCGACCUGCAUGAGGAGGGCAAGACGCUGGGUUCGGACGAGUACCCGCACCAGUUCUUCAAUGACGAGGGCCUCGACCUGUUCUGUUCCGGCUCCUCGUGGCAAGAGUUCCCCAUUCUGGAGAGCGGAUCGUAUACGGGCGGCUCGCCAGGAGCCGACCGAGUCGUGUUCAACACGGCUGGCACGUACUGCGCCGUGAUUACACACACAGGCGCCUCCGAAGAAAAUGGUUUCGUCUCUUGCAAGGGCGAUUGAUAGUGGCGUCUGGCGGGAGCGUGUUGCGGCUGUUCUGCCGUGAUUAUAUGAGAAAUUGCAUGAGGACGGUUACGAGGACAAUGGAAGGUGCAUGUUGUACGUUACCCGUAAUUGAUAUCGGUGGGACUUGGCUGUAUCUUGCGAAGAGUGCGGGACGGGAUAUGCUGUAAGACGAAGGCAAUCAAUAUGGUGGAUGAACC